CUUGCCCGUUUGCAAACAGCUUCUAUGUUUCACUGUAUGCUGUUGCUGAAGUUUGUAUCUUGCACUUCAACUUCUGCGAGCAAACGCUUAAGACUUUUCUCCUCUUGAUCGUCGACCUAUAAGCAUAGCGGCGGCCUAUGUUGAUACGCUAGGAAAGCCAUACUGCCCCUUAAGUUUAGCUGCCUUUGGGGAGGCUCCAACCCAGGGGCGCGGUAGCUAUAGCGCGCCACCCAGGAUUUUGAGGAAGGGACGCCUAGUUACAGCGCCAUGGCGCGCAGUACGUAUGAUGAUUUUAUCAUUAAGGAGAAGAUUGGGAGCGGUAGCUAUGGCGUUGUCUUCAAGGUGGUGCGGAAGGUCGAUAAGCAUGUAUACGCAAUGAAGGAAAUCGACCUCCAGGGCAUGUCCCGAAAGGAGCAAGAGGAGUGCAUCCGGGAGACCCGUGUGCUGUCGUCUUUGGACUCGGACUACAUCAUCAGAUAUUACGAUUCCUUCCUUGAGAAGGGCAAGCUCUACAUCAUCACGGAGUAUGCCGCAAAUGGCAACUUGCACGACUACAUCAAAAAGCAAAAAUCACGGCUCACUGAGGAGCUCAUAUGGAAGCUCUAUAUACAGAUCUUGUUAGGUCUUAACCAUAUGCACUCCAGAAAGAUCCUGCACCGGGACAUAAAGACGCUGAACGUUUUCCUCGACGAGGACGUCAACGUCAAGCUGGGAGACAUGGGCGUCGCAAAGAUUCUGAGCACAAACACCAACUUUGCAAAGACGAUAGUUGGCACGCCCUACUACUUGUCACCGGAGCUCUGCGAAGAUAAGCCAUACAACGAAAAGUCCGAUGUAUGGGCGCUCGGUGUGGUGUUGUAUGAGUGCUGCACGCAACGGCACCCCUUCGAUGCCGACAACCAGGGCGCGCUCAUCCUCAAAAUCUUGCGCGGCAAGUUCCCGCCGGUGACGGGUUACUCCCCAGACAUCUCCGACCUCAUCAAGCGUUGCCUGACACAGAACGCAAACCGGCGGCCAAACACUUUCAAGCUCCUGAUGCUUCCCAGCAUUCGGCAGAAGGCGGAGGAGCUGGGGAUCUCUCUACCGGACCAGGCGUCGCUGCGUGACAUGGCGGACAGAAACAUGGCGAGCAGCGCCGCAAAGCCCCGACCAAAGACGCCGCAAGGCCAAGAAGCCGAGUCCCAGGAAGCACCGGAUCAAGCGGCAGCUCGAUCCUCCGGGAACCCGCAGGGGCCUGCUCGCGCCGUAGGGGACAUGAGCUCGUCGCCUGAUGUAGCUGCGCCCUCCGCGGGUGAGGACGGUGCGUUCGCCUCCACCAUCCGUGCGAGCGAGGUGGCGGGGCCGCGGCCAGUGGAGGUGUCGGUGUCAUGUGUGGAGCAGACGUCUGGGGAGGGGCAAGCGCUGGGCACAGCACCGGCGCCCGUUCAGACGGCGUGGGCGGAGGAAACGGCGAGGCCCAAAGCGAACCGGCCGCCAGCUUGGGGCUUGACACAGCAGAUGGACACCCUUGACGUGGACGACGACGGCGAGGAGGAGGACGACAGCAAGAACCCCUACCUGCAUCCCGUACAGGCAGACGACUCGUCGGUCGAGGAGGAGGAGGAUGACGGGGAAGGGGAGGAGGGCGAGGAGGACGACUACGACAACGGGGAAUACGACGCGGCCGGCGAGGACGGGGAAGAGGGCGAGGCCGGGUGGGCGCCCGACCCUUGCCGCAUCGCGCACAUGCGGACGGCACUCAUGAUCCAGCGAGCAGCGUGCUUGGACCUGGUCGGCGAGAAAGCCUUCAAUGAGCUCUACGCGUUGCUGAAGAGCAACCAGGUGGACGAGGCGAGCAUGACGGACUUGUCGCGGUUGGUCUUCAAGAUCAUUCCCUAUGACAAGUCGGAGGUGAUCCAGAUGAUGUACAAGCUGCUGUACCUGGAGUCGCAGCUGGAGGGGCACUAGCACCGCGUGUGACAGGAGCCGUGGAGGAGCGACGGUGGAGGGCAUGGCGUUGGUGGUUGCGAUGUCGACCAUGCAUCAGGAGCAGGAGGAAGGAGGUGGAGUAGCAUGUUUCUCCAGCAGCGGCGCCCGUAGCAGCAGCGUGAGGCGUCUAGGGCCGAGCGUUGAAUUGGUAGCAGCGAGCGACGCGAGGAACCCGAUGCUCCUGGUUGUUGAGGCUGGAGAAGGCGGGCGGAUUUGGCGAGGUGGAGUGAAGUGGGGCAAGGAGGGGGCGACCGGACGGCGCAGGCAAUGCGCGAGAGGGAGCUUGCUGGUGCCGUAUGAGGCGCUGCUUCUGUUCCUGAAGUAGAAGUAGCUGGUUGUUGUGGGGGUUGGAGGGCUAGGAGCCGUUUGUGGCACACGCGAAUGCGGAUGGCCUCACCUCCUUGGAGCCCCCGUCCCCUCUCAGCUCAGAACAGCGAGUACCACAAACAGACAGCAAAAGUAAACUGCGCAUAAAUUGAGUGAUUGUGAAGUGAGCAGUGCGACAACACCGCCCGUUGUGCGAGCAUUUGCCGUUUGGAGGUCGGGCGCGCGUCUGCAGUCUUGCCAACCUCCAGUGGAAGCCUGUCCUAGUGCACGUUGGGGACUCGCCUCGCCCUGCCUGUGCCGUUACAUACAUUAGACGCUGCAACGACCAACACUUGGUUGUAGGAAGUGAAGUCGUCGCCUACUGGGUGACGCGCCCAGUGAUCCUCUCUCUUCUGGUUGGUGCCUGCAUUGCCGUUUUGAUCGCAAUCACGUCUUUAAGCGUGGGGCAACGUAUAGUGAGUGGUUUCGAAGCCGGCAUGAUGCGCCCAGGUGCAUUGUCUCAGUGUGCUGUCCCCGUGUUUAGGUAUAUCUUCGAAUGCGCCAUCACCAUGUGCUUUAGGUGUGAUGUGCGCAUGGGGGGCUCGUUUGUUGUGUUUUGUGUAGCCUGCGCGGGAAAGCACCGGAAGCUCCGGGUCCUUAACUUGGAACAGGAGCCAGCUGCGCGCUGGUUACGUUUGCGGUGGUGGACUGUCUCGCGCGCUAACAUGGUGCAGGCUAUGCGAGGUGGCUUUAGGCAGGAAUCUGGUUAUUACGCGAUCCAUGUCAGAUGGGCAGGGUGAGGAAACGAGGGGUGUUGCUGUGUCGCGCACUGCUGUACUUUGACGUGCACCCGUGCAACUGUUUAGAGCUAUGAUGUACACCCCUUCCGCGGCUUUUGCAGGCGACGAGCGGAUCCAUGAGCAAAUUUAGUUUUGUGAUGGCUGUGCCUUACGUCAGCUGGUUGUUGCUCCAUCGUUGGUUAGUUUGUCGAGUGACUACCUGAGGACUGUAGUCGUACGGCAGGUGGGAGUGUUCCUUUGCUUGGUUCCUGGGGCUUAUCACGCGCCUCCGGCUCGUAACGAGGGAAGCUGUCGCGCAGGUCACAGCCUGCUGAGGGGUGCGUUAUGGCUUGGCUGCAGUUUUCAGAUAGGCGACAGCAGCGGCUAAAUGGGCUCUAUUGACAAGUAGGAUGGAAAUGGGUAAAUCUCGCGUGGUGGGAUCCGGCGGUGAACGAGCUGAGACGACGGCUAUGGAGGCCGACACAAGCACAAGCGGCCAGUUUACAGGCUUGUGCGCUAAAUAAUUCUCGCUUUGACUCUCGGUCUACGAUUGGGGCAGACGGUUAUGGGUUCGUGCCCCGUCUCCCGGUGGGGAUUUCGCGAACGAAAGGGCUGAUUAGUAUGCC
This is a messenger RNA of Astrephomene gubernaculifera, 3679 nucleotides long. Lineage: Eukaryota; Viridiplantae; Chlorophyta; Chlorophyceae; Chlamydomonadales; Astrephomenaceae. The record is from the annotation of a GenBank genome assembly.